CUUCGGGACUCCGCCCCGCGCGCGGACCUGCAGCCAUGGCAGUCACCGCCCAGGCAGCCCGCAGGAAGGAGCGCGUCCUCUGCCUGUUUGACGUGGACGGGACCCUCACGCCGGCUCGCCAGUCGUGGAGCAGAGAGGGCUUCUUUUCAAAUUCGUUUAUGAGCUCUACCCACCCGGAUGUGAGAGGCUCCAGGCCUAGCCUGUUUGCUGUGAGGACACUGAGGAAUAGUGAGGGUCCCGAAUGCCCCUCCCCAUCCUCUGUGGUGAAGUUGCCCUGGCUUGGGCCCUGGAGGCCUUCCUGCAGGGGUGGAUCCGGGAGGAAGAUAGCAGGACUGGAGCAAAGAAAAUUGACCCUGAGGUGGCCGCCUUCCUGCAGAAGCUACGAAGUAGAGUGCAGAUCGGUGUGGUGGGCGGCUCUGACUACUGUAAGAUCGCUGAGCAGCUGGGUGACGGGGAUGAAGUCAUUGAGAAGUUUGAUUAUGUGUUUGCCGAGAACGGGACGGUGCAGUAUAAGCACGGACGACUGCUCUCCAAGCAGUGGAACCUUCAUCGAGUUCCGGAAUGGCAUGCUGAACAUCUCGCCCAUCGGCCGGAGCUGCACCCUGGAGGAGAGGAUCGAGUUCUCCGAACUGGACAAGAAAGAGAAGAUCCGGGAGAAGUUCGUGGAAGCCCUGAAAACAGAGUUUGCUGGCAAAGGGCUGAGGUUCUCUCGAGGAGGCAUGAUCAGCUUUGACGUCUUCCCCGAGGGCUGGGACAAGCGCUACUGCCUGGAUAGCCUGGACCAGGACAGCUUCGACACCAUCCACUUCUUUGGGAACGAGACUAGCCCUGGUGGGAACGACUUUGAGAUCUUUGCCGACCCCCGGACUGUUGGCCACAGCGUGGUGUCUCCUCAGGACACGGUGCAGCGAUGCCGGGAGAUUUUCUUCCCAGAGACAGCUCAUGAGGCGUGACCGGGGCCCACAUCUGUGUGUCGUGACUUCUGAAGAGUUUGGCCUAGGCCUAAAGAGAGGUCCUGGUGUUGGAUAGAUGCCAGGGCCCCUCCUCUGGCCCAGGACGCCUGCUGCAAGCCCACCCAGAUGGGGCCAGAGUCUGUGUGGACAACCGUCCCCAGCCAGUCUGCUCCUAGUGGCACUGGCUUCGUCCUCCCAGGGCCCAGAGUGUUCCCCAUGCUCCACCUGGUGGCCCAGGCCACAGCUGCUGCUUGUAUUUCGGUACAGAAGAGGUUUCUUUCUGCACCAGGAGGAGGCGUGCUCAAGUAUCGGUACGAGAUCUAGCCUGCCCUGCCUGCCUGCCCUGGGCGAUGAGGUACGGUGGGGAAGGUGCCUAUUUUAGAGAACUUUGUCACAGUAUUAAAGUUCCCAGAACAAA
Homo sapiens (human) is the source of this 1371-nucleotide messenger RNA. It is a transcript of the gene PMM1, whose product is annotated as phosphomannomutase 1. NCBI's taxonomy places the organism in Eukaryota, Metazoa, Chordata, Mammalia, Primates, Hominidae. The record is from RefSeq and is a predicted model, not a curated record. Gene Ontology annotation, cellular component: neuronal cell body; cytoplasm. Gene Ontology annotation, molecular function: phosphomannomutase activity. The transcript has 9 exons. Gene Ontology annotation, biological process: GDP-mannose biosynthetic process. The coding region runs from base 36 to 953 and encodes 305 amino acids.